This is a messenger RNA of Paramecium sonneborni, 224 nucleotides long. Lineage: Eukaryota; Ciliophora; Oligohymenophorea; Peniculida; Parameciidae. The record is from the annotation of a GenBank genome assembly.
AAUAAGAGAUGGAUUUCUCAUGAGUACUUAAAAAUGAGAAGAAAUCUAUAGAAUGAAUAAAGAAAAAUAGUUUGACAAAAACAAUCAAGUGAGUGAAUAAUAUUAUGCUCAUAUUUGGCGGGGAUUAUAUUAAUCAGAGAAGAAAGUGAGAAGAAAUCUUAUUUAAUCAAUUGAAUAUUGUGUAUAGUUGUAAAGAUGUCUAGGGAUGAUGAUGUUAAUAUGAG